Humulus lupulus (European hop) is the source of this 1018-nucleotide messenger RNA. RefSeq names its product GTP-binding protein SAR1A. Gene Ontology annotation, molecular function: GTPase activity; GTP binding. Gene Ontology annotation, biological process: membrane organization; intracellular protein transport; vesicle organization. The record is from RefSeq and is a predicted model, not a curated record. Gene Ontology annotation, cellular component: COPII vesicle coat; endoplasmic reticulum exit site. NCBI's taxonomy places the organism in Eukaryota, Viridiplantae, Streptophyta, Magnoliopsida, Rosales, Cannabaceae. The coding region runs from base 180 to 761 and encodes 193 amino acids. The transcript is spliced from 3 exons.
AAACCCAAGAACUCCCAAAUUCACUGCUUUCUUCUGCUUUAACCCUAUUCUCUCUCUCUCUGGAUCGGAGAUAUGAACCCUCGCCGGAGAUAUUGAACCGGACUGCUCCACCUUCGUCGUGAUUCCGAUCAUCCGGAUCCCUCAGCCUCUGAGUUUAUUCUAUCCGCAGUUCCACAAAGAUGUUUCUACUUGACUGGUUCUACGGCGUUUUGGCCUCCCUCGGCCUCUGGCAGAAAGAGGCUAAGAUCUUGUUCUUAGGUCUCGAUAAUGCUGGAAAGACCACCUUGCUUCACAUGUUGAAAGACGAGAGACUGGUACAGCACCAGCCUACACAGCACCCAACAUCUGAGGAGUUAAGUAUUGGCAAAAUCAAGUUCAAGGCCUUUGAUUUGGGAGGUCAUCAGAUAGCUCGUAGAGUAUGGAAGGAUUACUAUGCCAAGGUAGAUGCUGUGGUAUACUUGGUGGAUGCCUAUGAUAAGGAGAGGUUUGCAGAAUCAAAGAAAGAACUGGAUGCGCUUCUUUCCGAUGAAGCCCUUGCAAAUGUUCCAUUCCUUAUUUUGGGGAACAAAAUCGAUAUACCUUAUGCUGCAUCAGAGGAUGAGUUGCGAUACCACCUUGGCUUGUCCAAUUUCACCACUGGAAAGGGUAAGGUAAACUUAUCAGACUCAAAUGUCCGUCCAUUGGAGGUGUUCAUGUGCAGCAUAGUACGUAAAAUGGGAUAUGGCGAUGGUUUUAAGUGGCUCUCUCAAUACAUCAAUUAGUAAGAGAGGAGGGUUGGUGAAAGAAAAAGAUGCUUUGUCUUUCGAAUCACCAGGGACUGUGAUUUCAUUUCAGCUCUCCUCCAAAUGCUUAUUUAGGUUCUUAGUGAGAGCUUUUUAGAUUGAAUGUAUUGUGUUGUUGAUUUUGUGUGGAUAUAGAAACUACUACUACUACUACUGUCCCUGCUUUGUAAAAUCGACUUGUAGCCACAAAUCUUUUCAUUUUUACCACAAUAUAGCUAGCUUUGUUAUCUUUGCCA